Messenger RNA from Armigeres subalbatus, 840 nucleotides. RefSeq lists its product as uncharacterized. NCBI's taxonomy places the organism in Eukaryota, Metazoa, Arthropoda, Insecta, Diptera, Culicidae. The record is from RefSeq and is a predicted model, not a curated record. The transcript is spliced from 6 exons. Bases 31 to 840 code for a protein of 269 amino acids.
UUACAAGAAAUCCCUCUCUAUCACAUAGCCAUGCCCUUCAGGUGCUGCGUAGAAGGAUGCCUUGCGAUGUACGGACGAGAUAAAGUGAGCUUUCACAGGUUUCCAGCUAUCCGCACAGAAAGUAGUGCUAUGAGACGAAGAUUGUGGGCGGAGGCUGUUAAGGUAACAGGGAAGCAAGUUGAUAAAUUAUAUGUUUGUGGGCAACACUUCGAAACAGGGAGCCCAGCCUCACCUGGUGAAUCUUAUAAACCAAACUGGAUACCAACAUUAAAAUUGGACCCAAAAUCAUUAACAAAAUAUUGCACUAAAGAUCUUAAUUUGGAGAAAGAUGAAAAUGUGCGAAAAGAAGUAAGGAGAUCGUCAAGAAAUCCAUCAGAAAUCAAUUUUUCAACUAAAACGAAAAUUAUUGAAGAUGGCAUAAUAUAUGAAGAAGAUGAGUUAAUUGUAGACGAGUCAUAUUUAUUAAACACCGAGAGCGAGAUAAUCGAGAGUUUAUCAUCGUUUAUCAUGUAUGAGGACACCGAUAUUGACUAUGCAACUAUGAGUAAAGAUGAAUUGAUCGUAAUUGAGCCUGAGCAGACGAAUGCAUCAACUCAUCCAACUCAAAUUGAGAGUAGACCUAAUGAGGCUAGUGCAGCAAGUCCAUCUGAAAGUUCAACUUCUUCAUUUAGCUCCGGUUCAACAUUUUCAAGCAUAAUAGAGCAUUAUGAAAAUGAAUUGAAGAGAAAAGAUGACGAAAUUUCGUAUCUGAAAACUAUCAUUGAGAAGCAGAACAAAAUAUUGAAAACAUUCAAGUAUGAUCUUAAAUCAUUUGAAGGCCGCGACAUGCAGAUAGUAUGA